AUGACUCCGGUACCUCCUCGCGUGCCACUGCCCGAGAAGCAGACGGAGAUGCCCCCGGGACCUAUGCCACCGCCGGAGACGGUCCCGGCACGGCGGCUGACUGCAGGCGAGGUUUUGGACCAGAUGAACGAGAAGGUUCAGACCUCAGAGCCGAAGGCCAGAGGGCCGGAGGGCCGCGGAGCGCGGCCAGAGAGGCCUUCGCAGCAGCGAAGGGAGACUGGGCGGUCGUUUGAGCGCUUGGCAGACAAGCUGAACGACAAGACGGAGGCUCUCGCGACAUGCCAGGCCGAGCUCAACCUUUGCCAGCUCAACAUGGACGAUGCUGUGGCAAAGCGGCAAGCCCUGGAGACAAGAUUCGCGGAGCUGCAGCAGAACUACGACAACCUGACCGCCCAGCACCAGGCGACGCUGCAGGCUAUGCAGCCGAUGGUCUCCAGCAAGCAGGAGUCGCAGUCGUGGCAGGCUGCUUGGUGCACUGCAGAGGAAGGGCGUAUGAAGCUGCAGAGACAGCUCGAAGAGCAGAGCUCCAAGCACGCCAGUCAACUGGAGACCAUGAUGCGAGAGGUGAAGGAGAACGCGGAAGACAGGAGGGCUGGGCUGAUCAGGACACACGUCCAGCAAUUGAAGGAGAAGGACGUGCGCAUCACCGAACUGAUGGAGGAAAACAUGCAGCUGAACGAGUUGCUGAAGAACAAGGUCUCCCCAGCCGCAAAAGAGCCGAAGAAGAAGCAGGAGCCGAAGCAGACCAAGGCCAUAUCCAAAGAUGUGACCUUGGAGGAGUUGAUUCAGGCCUCGAUCGGGACAGGCCUCUUCGCGGGCCAGAUGCAGGGCUCGAGCGCGGAGCCCGGCGCCUUCGAGUCGAGCGCGGAGCCCUUCUGUGGCGCCUUCGAUGGUCCCGACGGUAGCUUCGUGGGCGAUCCGACAGUCUUGGUGGAGCAGGCGACGAAGCAGAUGGAAGAAGUCAGGGCGAAGCAGUUCAUCUUCAACCUCUCUGUCAACUUGGAGGCGGUGGACAUGGUCCUGGCCGAUUCCAUCGUCCCCGUCCUCCGCUGCCGCGCCGAGCUGCCGAAGCCCGGUCUGGUCAUGUACAAGCAGAAGGAGCCCAACAUCUUGACGAACCACAUCCAAGACUUCACCCUGGAGUUGCAGUCGCUGAAUCCCCAAAGCGGGGUCUGGGAGCCCUUCCUCGAGCAUUUUCGCAUGGGCCUGGAAGUGGAGCGGCACAUGCAUGGAGAAGACCGGGACAUCAAUGUGAUCGUCUCGGGCCACGAGCCGGUGUUGAUCAACGUGACACCCUCCUUGGUAAAGAAGCUGAAGUACAUCACUCCGCUCUUCAUCGAGAGUGUUACAUCUUCGGACCUCUUGGGAGCGGGUGAGGAGGAACGCGAGGGCGAAGAGGGUCAUGGAGCACGCGUUGUCCACGCUCAUGCAGAGCAGCACCAAGACCACCACGAUCCGCAUCACCACCAUCAGCACCAUCAUCAUCAUCACCACGACGGGCACCACGAUGCGAAGACUGCCAAGGGCAUCAAGUAUCGUGUUGUAAACUUGUUCGGCUCUGCCAUCAAGCUCCACUUCCGCUCGAGGUAUACCAAGAAUGUCAUGGCUCUGGUGAAGCCGAGUGGAUCUGAUUGGAGGUCGUUGGAUGAAUGGGUGCUCCCGCACUUCGCCACAGCGGUGACGGCACAGGUCUCGGACCGUUCGCAUCCUCAUGGAAAGGACGACAAGAAGUCUCCCAAGUCAGAGUGGCUCUCCCUUGAGCGCUCCGGUGCGGUGACCAUCCCUGCCGUCGGAUGCGUCGCAGAAAUGCUGUCGCCCAGCCCGUCGCACAAGCUGAUCCUCCUAGGGGCACCACUGCGUGUGCACAACCAGACGGACCUAACAUUGGUGGUGAGGUUCCACGAUGCGCAGAAAAGAGCAGUGAUCCCUGUCGAUCUGCGGUCCAGCAGUGCCUGCGAAGCCUCGCUUCUGGGUUCGUCGCACUCCUGUGACCGUGGCACGAGCAUCUUCUCAGGUCGCAUUAGGCAGCUCCCAGAGACUUCUCUGGGCGAGCUGCUGCUCCCGCCUCACACAAUCUGUAGUGUACCCGCUGCGGCACUGGUGCAGACGCAGCAGGCCGAGCUGACAAGCACCCGCACCUUUCUCAGCGUGAGGCCGGCUGGGCUUGAGCUGCACUUCUGUGCACCCGUCGAGGCUGGCGUUGGCGUGAAGACCUGUUCACUCUUCUGCCGUGGGCCAGAAGCUCCCUCAGGGAGUCCCUCCUCCAAGCGCGUCUGCCGCACUUCGGGCGUCCACUUCCUCUGCCAAUCCACAUCACACGUGCACCCACUGCCUUCCCCAACAGCCGUUACCACCAUCGCCAUCCAGCCGACACUGGCCAUCCUCAACGCCCUGCCACUAGGAUGCCUGGGUCUGCGCUACACCACGAAGCCAGAGGAGAACAAGUACCUGGAGGCCACCGAGGCUACAGUGCAGAGCUUCUCCCGGCGACACAUCUACAGCUUCCCAGGUGUGCGGCGGGAGGGCCUGGCCAUAAUCGCAAGGCUGGAUGCUUCAGCACCGUGGUCUGCCCCGGCAAAAUUCUCCUGGGAUGCCUUCAACAAGGAGGCUGCCGACGGGGGGCAGUUCUUACAGCUGCGCCAGGAGAGUGGUGGAGCCGGUGCCGGUGUGUUCUUCGAGCCAAUGAGUCACUACGAAAUCCGAGUGACAUGUCCGAACUGGCUGGUGGAUCGUUCUGGGGUGCCUGCCCCGAUGAAGCUGGCGAUCCACUACCAAGGCAAGCCCCUUCCCUCUGCCAACGGCCUCACUCUGCUGCACUCGGAAUGUUUGGAGGAGAGCUGUGAGUUUGUCAUGGCGACCCCCUCUGGUGGGACCAGCGAACUGAAGGUCCGGGUUCCGCCCAACUUCUCCGUGCUGCCCUGGAAAUCGCUUCUGGGGGAUCAGGUCUUCUGCUUGCAGGCGGAGGAUGUGACCCCCGAAGACGUACAUGGAGCCCAGUGCCAGGCAUUGGUGUUCCGUCCGCGGCUGGUGCUGACGAAUGCCUCCGACGAGGGCCUGGAGCUGGACCUCAAACGAGGGGUCGUCGGUACGCCUUUGCCAGCGCGGCAGUCCACAGUCUACCACUGGCCAGUCUCGGGCGACCACACCGACGCUCCGAACUGCACUGUGCGAUUCCGGCCAACUGCGUUGGCGACUUCGGGCUCCUGGUCUGGCAAAGUGAUUUGUGGCGAUGCCACUGCACGUGGCGCCGCUUUCGCAAUUGCAACAGGUCAAGCAUCCCUGCCGAAGCAGGCAGGCAAGCAAACAGCCGAGAUGUGGACCGUCGAGGUGUCACCCACCCGCGGCGCGGUGGCCGUGACCUUCAAAAAGUCUUCGGACUUCGUGGCCAUCAACCGCUCUGCACGCCUGGGCGUCUGCAUGGAAGUGCGACCCAAGGGCUUGGAGGCAUGCCUGAGCAACUUCGUGGUGCGGGCAGGGGAAGAGGUGCAGUACGGUUGGUCGGAACCGCACGAGGAAGGGACGAAUAGCCACAGUGUCGACAUCAUCUUGAAAACGAGGAAAGGACACAGAGAAGAAGUGACGCAACAUGAGGUCCGUGAUGUCCGACGCACGGAACACUUCGUCUUCCCCGAGCUUGGCCUCACUUUGCUUCUGGGACAGACAGGGACUGGCUCAGUGCUGAGUCUGGAAGACCUCAAGGAGGUGCGCCGCUCUGGGCAAGAAAGCGUGUCCAACAAAGGCACGACGAAUCCCGGGCAAGGCUCGACGACCCACCUCGAGGUUAAGAUCAGCAAAGCGGGCAUCUCCAUCAUCGAGGAGAAGCCUCCCCCAGGCCAACCGGAAUCUGUGUGA
Molecule: messenger RNA, 3852 nt
Organism: Symbiodinium sp. CCMP2592
Lineage: Eukaryota; Dinophyceae; Suessiales; Symbiodiniaceae
Source: the annotation of a GenBank genome assembly